CGUAUUCCGAUUCUUGCUAUUGACCUCACAUCAAGAAUCCGCAAAAUCUAAUCAUGUCGACAACUUGGGUACCGAUGGAAUCGAAUCCGGAUGUUAUGACAAAGUUUUUGCACAAGUUGGGUGUAACCAAAGACUGGUCUAUCGUUGACGUUUAUGGAUUAGAGCCAGACCUAUUGGCACUUGUGCCAAAACCAGUUUGCGCUGUCAUUUUAUUAUAUCCGUUAUCUAAAAAGGGUACUCCUGUCGUAGAAGAUGAAGAACAAGGUGAUAAAGAUAAGGAUGCUACAUGUAGUGAUCCAGCAGUUUUUCAUAUGAAACAAUAUAUACAUAAUGCCUGUGGUACAAUCGCUUUGAUUCACAGUGUUGCAAACAGCUUAGAGACUAUAAAGCUUCAGGAUGGUUUUCUAAAAACAUUUUUAGACAAAGCACAAGAUUUGUCGCAUGAGGGACGUGGAAAGCUGUUAGUGGAAUCAGAAGAUAUUAGCACUACCCACAAAGAUGUAGCGCAAGAGGGACAGACAGAGGUGCCGGGUGAAGAAGUAGUAAUCAUCCAUCACUUUGUGGCGCUUGUACACAAGAAUGGAGUUUUAUAUGAAUUAGACGGACGAAAAUCUGGUCCUAUCAGUCAUGGUCCAACCAGUCCCGAAACGCUGUUAGAAGACGCAGCGCGCGUCUGCAAGGAAUUCAUAUCUCGCGAUCCAGAAGAAGUAUGCUUCACCGUUCUUGCGCUCGCUAAUAGCGACGCGUCAUCACUAUAACUCGACAUACACAUUUAAAACGAUUGUUAAAAUAAUUUAUUUUGUACUUUGUAUAUGUACAUUUGCUACAUUUUGCAUUGCGUUUAUUAACAUUUAUUAAUUACUGCUGCUGUAAUGCAGUUAUUUACGAAAUAAGUAUUUAUCAAAGAAUACGUGUUAAAAUAUGCUCCACAUCAUAAAUAACAAGAGUAUUCGAAUAAAGAUUCGUAAAUCGUAAGUACAUGAUAAUUUUGUAACAUUAUUGUACGUUUUUUAAAAACUUUUACCCAACA
Molecule: messenger RNA, 1030 nt
Organism: Ceratina calcarata
Lineage: Eukaryota; Metazoa; Arthropoda; Insecta; Hymenoptera; Apidae
Gene: Uch
Product: Ubiquitin carboxyl-terminal hydrolase
Exons: 7
Coding region: 54-758 (234 amino acids)
Biological process (GO): ubiquitin-dependent protein catabolic process; protein deubiquitination
Cellular component (GO): cytoplasm
Molecular function (GO): cysteine-type deubiquitinase activity
Source: RefSeq, a predicted model, not a curated record